GUUACAACUGAUGAUCGGAAAUGCCCCCAACUCUUGAAACAACCAUGUGGUUCUCGUUUUGGAACAGCUAUAACUGCAGUUUCAGAUCUCAACCUGGAUAACUACAAUGAUGUUGUCAUUGGGGCACCUUUAGAAGACAGCCAUAAGGGUGCAGUCUACAUCUUCCAAGGAUCUGGUACAACCAUUAACAAAAAAUAUUCACAGCGCAUCUCUGCAUCUGCACCAGAUGUUCAUUUCAAUUACUUUGGCCAAUCGAUCGAUGGGCAAAUGGAUUUAAAUGAUGAUGGUCUAGUCGAUAUUACAGUUGGAGCACUAGGUGGUGCUGCCCUCUUCUGGUCCCGUGACAUAGCUCAAGUCAGGAUAACCAGACUGAAAUUUCAACCCAACAAGAUCAAUAUGCAGAACAAGAAUUGUGUGAUUGAUGAGAAGCCAACAGUGUGUAUUACAGCAGAGCUUUGUUUCAAUGUUAGUCUGAAGUCUGGUAAACAGCCAUCACAACCAAUUGUUCUUGAAUACAGCAUUGCAAUAGACUCUGCACGUCGAAUCUCCAGAGGACUCUUUAAUGAAACACAUGAAAGAAAUAUCCAACGAAAUAUCGCUCUACCUUUAUAUAGCUGUGUCAAACACACCUUCUACAUGUUGGAUGCUCCAGAUUUUCUAAACCCCGUGGAAUUUCUGGUGGUGUUUGCGUUAUCAAAUCCAGAGGAUGGACCAGUUCUAGAUGCCAGUUUACCAAAUAAAAAGAAAGCUUUGGUAUCUUUCACAAAGGAUUGUGGAGAAGAUGACGAGUGCAUCAAUGAUCUGACACUUAGUGCGCAUGCAGACUUGAAGGGUGACAAGUAA
Rhincodon typus (whale shark) is the source of this 843-nucleotide messenger RNA. RefSeq names its product integrin alpha-1-like. The transcript is spliced from 6 exons. Gene Ontology annotation, biological process: integrin-mediated signaling pathway; cell-matrix adhesion; cell-cell adhesion. Gene Ontology annotation, cellular component: integrin complex; external side of plasma membrane. Gene Ontology annotation, molecular function: integrin binding. Lineage: Eukaryota; Metazoa; Chordata; Chondrichthyes; Orectolobiformes; Rhincodontidae. The annotation marks the transcript as partial. The record is from RefSeq and is a predicted model, not a curated record.